Solanum verrucosum is the source of this 624-nucleotide messenger RNA. RefSeq lists its product as uncharacterized. NCBI's taxonomy places the organism in Eukaryota, Viridiplantae, Streptophyta, Magnoliopsida, Solanales, Solanaceae. Gene Ontology annotation, biological process: endoplasmic reticulum to Golgi vesicle-mediated transport; intracellular protein transport. The transcript has 4 exons. The coding region runs from base 82 to 471 and encodes 129 amino acids. The record is from RefSeq and is a predicted model, not a curated record. Gene Ontology annotation, cellular component: endoplasmic reticulum; endoplasmic reticulum membrane.
AAUUAAGAAAAGAGUGUCUGUUAACCCAUCGAAGGAACCGACGAAGAAGAAAAGAAAAAAUUACACCAAAAAAGAGCAAAAAUGGCGUUGCAAUGGAUGAUAUUGACGUACGUAGUAGCAGCAGAGGCAGCAAUAGCUAUUCUGCUAACAUUGCCAUCUCCUAAAGCUCUCAAAUCUCGUUUUGUUUCUCUAAUUUCACUCGCCCUUCAACCCUCUCUUUUCGUCGUCCCUUUCUCUGCUUUUCAGCUCCUCGAUAUUUAUUGGAAAAAUGAGCAUCGAUUGAUGUGUACGGGUGAGAUUUGCACUGCUUCAGAGAGGGACCGCUACGAGAAAUCGAUCUACAAGGCUCAAAGAAAUGUGAUCCUAUGUCUGGCGGCAUGCCUUCUCUACUGGUGUGUCUAUCGUGUUUGCAAGUACUACAAGGAGAUUCAGAGCAUUGAAGAAGUAGAAAAGAGAUACAAAGACCAGUAGCUGUCUAUAUGUGCACCAAUCAUAUUAUUCAAGGCUACUUGUAGCUGAAGUAACAUUUAGACCAUGCAAUGUAACAUAAUAUGAGUCUUGUGCUUGCUUUACAAGCCAUCACUAUGAAUCUAUGACUGCUACAUAUUCAAGAGUUUGCAAAAG